Fundulus heteroclitus (mummichog) is the source of this 892-nucleotide messenger RNA. RefSeq names its product C-type lectin domain family 4 member G-like. The record is from RefSeq and is a predicted model, not a curated record. The transcript has 5 exons. Bases 121 to 669 code for a protein of 182 amino acids. Lineage: Eukaryota; Metazoa; Chordata; Actinopteri; Cyprinodontiformes; Fundulidae.
UCUGGUCUGGUGAUCCUUUGCGUCCUGCUGUUGUUGGGCAUCGGCGUCAUCACCUGGAUCACCAUUGACUGGCAUAAGCUAAAAGGAAAGUUUCAAGAUCAGGAGAAAGAAAUUCACCACAUGAGGGAAGAGAACCUGCAUCUGGUUAUUAAAAAGAGCAUUGUGGAGAUCGUGCUUGAGCCGCUGAUCAGUGAACGGGACGACCUGAAGAUGGCGCUGGAGGUCCUCAUGAGUUUCAACAACAUCGCCAUGAAUCAGCUCUGCCCAGACAAGCAGUGUCUUCCAUGCCAGGCAGGUUGGCUGAGCUUCCUGGAAAGGUGUAGCUCGCAUUACAACCAAGGUUCUCCUCAUAAAACCUGGAGAGGGACUCGACCUUACUGUCAAAACACAUCAGCAGACCUGGUCGUUGUAGAUGAUCUCAGCAAACAGACUCAACUCACUAAUGAAGUUAUCAUGGAUUUCUGUUCGUUGACCCGAACUGAGAACAACUGGUUCUGGAUUGAUGGAGAUAAUGAGACUCUUGGGUUCUGGAUAGACGAUGCUGAUUCCACUGGUUCAUAUGCAGUGAUGCUUUACGUGUGGCUGUUCAACAAGAACUGGACCCAGCCAUCACCAGGAAGCUGGAACAAUAGCAUCUGUGAUCAGCAAGCCCUCAAGAGGUUGAUUUAGUUAACACUGUUCCUAUUUCCUCCGUGGAACAGCUUAGCUGCAGCAUGUCAUCUGAUUCAAAUCAUCAUUCAAAUCAUUCAGAUGUUUAUGUUUUAUUUUCUUUUACUGUUUAUGUGGUGCGACCGCUGUUUCUCAUUGCUGCUCUGCAUUGUGAUUUUAUUCCAGAGAAUUUUAAAAUGCUUCAUGCUGUUAUGAGUAAAACACAAAAUACUCAAGAUUUUAA